UCUGCUCCUUAUCAGUCUUCAAGUACAUGCACACAUUAGUAUUUCUAGUAUUGUUUUAAUAUAUUGCGUCUAUGUUAUGCAUAAGAUGGUCCAGAAAAUCAUCUCACUUCUCUUCUCACUUUGUACGGCACUUGGACGAGAUGGAGCCAUCGUAAGAGAUGGAGAACAGGAUCAUGUACUGGAUCGUCGCCUUCUGUUAAAUGACCCCAGACAAUUCUGAGUCAGUUAGAACACAUGCAGAGAGAGAUGAAUUUGUUAAAAUCCCAGGUCGAUCCAUUGCAGAAUAAGAUACAAAGUCUGGAAUCAUUAGUAUCAACACAACAGACCAAUAUCCAGUCUCUACAAAGUCAAGUAAACAAAUCUCCUGACCAAGAAUCCAUGACAACAUACACGGUUUGGGGAAGAAAGAAUUGCCCGCAAAUAAACGGAACAACCACGGUUUAUUCAGGAAUAAGUGCGGGUGCACAAUACAACCAUGGAGGUGGGGGAUCAAAUACGCUGUGCCUUACACAUAAUCCUGAUCACGCACCCUCUAAUUUUCCUACUAGCAAGGAAGGAUAUGCACAAUUAUUUGGAAGCGAAUACCAGUUCACAUAUAAGAACUAUGCUCUAGAUGAUGACGUGCCUUGUGCAGUAUGUCUUGUGGAUCAUUCCAGUGUUAUUCUAAUGAUUGCAUCUAAAACAACAUGUCCCAGUGGCUGGAACGUGCAAUAUCGCGGGUUUUUGACGUCACAGAGCACCACGGAUGGAAGAUCACCAUCAGAGUAUUUAUGUCUCCAUGACAACGCAGAAUACUUGACAGAAGGGGCUCGGCAGCAUAAUCUGAAUGGCCGCUUAUUUUACCCAGUGAUGGCUAUAUGUGGCUCACUGCCUUGUCCUCCUUACACUAAUUCACAGUAUAUUACAUGUGUUGUAUGUUCCAAGUAGAUUUAUAACCAA
Saccostrea cuccullata (small rock oyster) is the source of this 939-nucleotide messenger RNA. Its product is annotated as short-chain collagen C4-like. The coding region runs from base 235 to 927 and encodes 230 amino acids. Lineage: Eukaryota; Metazoa; Mollusca; Bivalvia; Ostreida; Ostreidae. The transcript is spliced from 4 exons. The record is from RefSeq and is a predicted model, not a curated record.